Cynocephalus volans (Philippine flying lemur) is the source of this 1260-nucleotide messenger RNA. It is a transcript of the gene VSIG4, whose product is annotated as V-set and immunoglobulin domain containing 4. Gene Ontology annotation, biological process: negative regulation of interleukin-2 production; negative regulation of T cell proliferation; negative regulation of complement activation, alternative pathway. NCBI's taxonomy places the organism in Eukaryota, Metazoa, Chordata, Mammalia, Dermoptera, Cynocephalidae. The record is from RefSeq and is a predicted model, not a curated record. Gene Ontology annotation, molecular function: complement component C3b binding.
AUGCCGAAGAAGAAGUCAUUGAUCCACACAAAAGUUGCCUUGUUUCACCCUGAACUUCGCCUCAGAGCCAUCCCAUACUGCAAGCACCAGAGUGUGACGGGGCCCUGGAAAGGGGAUGUAAAUAUUCCCUGCACCUAUGGUCCCCUGCAAGGUUACACCCAAGUCUUGGUGAAAUGGCUGGUACAACGUGGCUCAGACCCAGUCAACAUUUUCCUACGUGACUCCUCUGGAGACCAUAUCCAGCAGGCAAAGUACUGACAUCACUUACACGUGAACUAUGAGGUUCCAGGAGAUGUGUCCCUCCAACUGAGUACCCUGGAGAUGGAUGACCAGAGCCACUACACAUGUGAAGUCAUCUGGAAGACCCCUAAUGGCAACCAAGUGGUGAGAGAUAAGAUCACUGAGCUCCGUGUUGAGAAACUCUCCGUUUCCAAGCCCACGGUGACAACUGGCAACAGUUAUGGCUUCACAGUGCCCCAAGAAAUGAGUAUUAGCCUCUGUAUUAGCCAGGCUCAGGGUUCUCCCCCCACCAGUUAUGUUUGGUACAAGGAACAAACUAAUAACCAAGAACCCAUCAAAGUAGUAGCCUUGAGUACCUUACUUUUCAAGCCUGCAGUGGUAACCAACUCAGGAUCCUAUUUCUGUACUGUCAAAGGCUGGGUUGGCUCCAAGCAGUGCAGUGACACUGUGAAGUUUGUGAUCAAAGGUGAGCCUGCUUCCCCCGCUGCCACCACUGGCACCGCUGCUGCCACUACCACUGCUGCUGCUUAUGCUGCUGCUGCUGCUACCACUGCCACUGGCUCUUCCACUGCUGGCACUGCCACUGCUUCCACCAUUGCCACUGCUGUCGCUGCUGCCGCUCCCACCAGGUCCUCCACUGCUGCCGAGUUUCUAAGAAAGGGCCGGCCUGUGUUUGCCAUCCUCCUUUUCAUCUCCUUGUGCUGUACAGUGGUUUUCACCAUGGCUUAUAUCAUGCUGUGCCGGAAGAUGUCCCAACAGGAGCAUGUAUAUGAGGUGACCAGGGUGCAUGCCAGGGAGGCCAGCGACUCUGGAGAAACCAUGAGGGUGGCCAUCUUCACAAGUGGCUGCUCCAGCGAUGAACCAGCUUCCCAGGCUAUGGGCAGUAACUACUCCGAUGAGUCCUGCCUGGGCCAGGAAUAUCAGAUCAUCGACCAGAUCAACAGUGACUACACCUGCCUUCUGCACACAAUUCCCCUGGAUUAUCAGCUUCUUGCCACUUAGGGAAAAAGUGUCUGCUAA